Chenopodium quinoa (quinoa) is the source of this 603-nucleotide messenger RNA. RefSeq names its product zinc finger BED domain-containing protein RICESLEEPER 1-like. Bases 1 to 603 code for a protein of 200 amino acids. The transcript has 2 exons. Gene Ontology annotation, molecular function: DNA binding; protein dimerization activity. Lineage: Eukaryota; Viridiplantae; Streptophyta; Magnoliopsida; Caryophyllales; Amaranthaceae. The record is from RefSeq and is a predicted model, not a curated record.
AUGUAUUUUAAGGGAGCAUGUAUGGUGCAUCGUCGUUUACUUGAGACAUCUAAAGGUCCACAUGAAGUUUUAGCUCAAAUGGUGUUACCUAUGUUGAAAAAAUUUGACAAAUAUUGGUCCGAGUAUAACCUAUAUCUAGCUUGUGAGACAAUUCUUGACCCAAGGUUUAAGUUAAAGUUUGUGGAGUAUUGUUUUGACAAGAUAUAUGGUUCGGAUGAGGCUAUGUAUAAAGUUGAAAAAGUGUUGAACACUUUAAGAUCUUUGUAUAAUGAGUAUAAGUCGACAUUUUCAACUUCCCCAAUUGUUGCUCCCUCUACUACAAGUAGUAGGAUUGAAGAUGAAAACUUCUUUGAUGAUUAUCAAAGCUAUAUUUCAAGAAUUACAAGGACUCAAACGAAAAAGUCCCAACUUGAGUCAUAUUUGGAGGAACCGGGGCUUGAUUUGAACAUGGAGCUAGAUAUUCUAGAGUAUUGGCAACAAAAUGUAGUGAGAUUUCCAGAGCUUGCAAUAUUGGCACGAGAUUUUCUAACGAUUUCGGGUAAAGGGCAGCCUACCAUGGAAAGGCCUGCGAGACUGAGGAUUGCCCUUGGAGCUGCAAAAUGA